AUGUCAGACGGUUUGACGGCCCCGGAUGGUCCGGAAGGCGCCGAGCGCGUCGUUGAAAAAUCAAUCGAACCCGUGGAGACCUCAACGGAUGCUCAGGGAGCGGGCGGGCGUGGACGGGGACGAGGGAGGGGUCAGAUGAGCGCGCGAGGAGGAAGAGCAGGUCAGAGAGGCCGCGGACGCGGCCGCGGACGGCCGAAACGGGCGGGGUCGACAGAGGAUCAAGACGCGGGCGCGGCGGAAAAUGCGGCGCCAACGGACGGGGCGAAACGGAAGCGCGGACGGCCGAAGAAAAUUCGAGGAGACGAAUCGAGUAGAGAUUCGAAGAAAGCGGUAAAAAUAGAGGGUGACGGUAAUGCGCGAGGCGGGUUCGGCGCCGACGCGAUUCUCUCCGGUGCUCGCGAAGCCGCGGAGGGAUUGGAUGACGACGGAAUGGAUCUCCCGUCGACCUCGGACCCCGAAAAUGCAAACAGUCGAGGAAUUUCGCAGCAAUGGCGUAAACACGAGGACGAGGAGCUGUUGCAGUUGAUUGCGAAACACGGAGCGAAGCGUUGGAGUUACAUCGCCAGUCUCAUGCCAGGCGGGAGACGAGGGAAACAGUGUCGCGAUCGGUACCUGAACCACUUGCGACCAGGGAUCGUGAUCGGUGAGUGGACCACGGAGGAGGAACAGAUUUUAGUCGAGGGUCACAAGGCUCUGGGGACGAAGUGGGCGGCGCUGGCUAAACUUCUUCCGGGUCGACCGGAGAACGCUAUUAAAAAUCAUUGGCACGCCACGAUGCGUUGCAAAUGGACCAAACUCGCGGCGACGGAGCCGUGGAAACUGACGGUUUUACAAAAGUACCAGAUGUUUCUCAGAGGGGACGAUCCGAAUGCUUUCUUAGACGCUGGGCAAGAAAAUGCGAGCGACGCGAAUGGCGCAGAAGCAACUAAGUUCGAGAAUCCGAGCGCCGUGGGCAUGAGUCGCUCGGCACAGAAUUCGAGAUACUCUCGAGCGCAGCGCGAAGAGAUCGAAGAAGGGUUGAAACGCAUCGGUAAGCGUUUGGCCGAGGCGAAGGAGACGUCGGAGGUCGGUGCAGAGAAGAGUGGCGCCGAUGUUCCGACGCGCUCGGAUGCGUUGACGCACGCUGGCGCCGGACCGAUGUCUUCGCUGGAGGUGCUUGAGUAUAACCAUCCAUCGGACGUCCCCGCGGCUUCGGGGAAGUCGGACGAGGGAACAACGUUUUCAGUCGGCGGUCUCGAACGUUCACAAGUCCGAUCGCCCGUGGGGCCGUUCUUCGUACCGACCGAGGGUGACGUCGUUCCACCUCAGGCGCGCUCGUCCAUCACGUCCAAACCGGCUUCGGUUGACUUCAUUCGAGUCUGCGACGACUUGAUCGACAUCGGACAGUGCCAGGCGGCGGUGAGCGCUUUAGGCGCGUCCGAAGUCUCUAUGUUGAGCUCCGUCUCGGCGAGCGACUGCGUGGCGUACGAACGAACCGAUACCGAGCGAAUCGCUAAAGGUUUGCGAGACAUCGCCGCGGUGACGCGCGCGAGGUGGUCGCUCAGCCGAGUCGCCCUCGCCGUCCGAACCGGUCCGCUCGCUCGCGGUGAUUGUAAGCUCUGCGUCGCCGUGGCAGCCGACAACAGUCACGACGGUCAUGAACGCCGCCGAGUUCGCGAGCUAUCUCAUCAAAAAUGA
Molecule: messenger RNA, 1677 nt
Organism: Ostreococcus tauri
Lineage: Eukaryota; Viridiplantae; Chlorophyta; Mamiellophyceae; Mamiellales; Bathycoccaceae
Product: P-loop containing nucleoside triphosphate hydrolase
Exons: 2
Coding region: 1-1677 (558 amino acids)
Biological process (GO): regulation of DNA-templated transcription
Cellular component (GO): nucleus
Molecular function (GO): RNA polymerase II cis-regulatory region sequence-specific DNA binding; DNA-binding transcription factor activity, RNA polymerase II-specific
Source: RefSeq, a predicted model, not a curated record